AUUGCAGCGGUCGUAUCUAAUGCCUAGUGCUGAGCCAGUCACUUUUAUUUGGGCGCAUAGACUUUGCGAUGAGGCACUCCGCGAGGCGCAGAGGAGGGACGGCGCCAAGGGAGGCGCUCCCGUGGCGCAGAGCGCGGGCCGUGCGGCAGCGCGGGCAGGCCAGGCGAAAAGCGCCCGGCGGACGAAGACGCACGUGCUCACGAAGGAAAACCCUGGUGUGCGGCAGCAGGGUUUCAUAAACAUAAACAUUACUCACUGGCUUGAACUGCUGAGCCACUUGAUUGUUCCUUGUGGAUGUAUCAUGUUACGGCUUCAAUCGCCGCUUUCGGCGCAGAUACAUCUAGGACAGACGCAAGCGCCCGGCCGACUGUCACGCCUAGCCACAUUACAGACGUCACAAGUUUAAUGCAAGCGCACCAAUGCAACCAUUUGCAAAUUGGUGGAUGCGCAUGGGACCAGUGGACGAAACCCCGGGAAUGCAGUUGCUCUCGUUGCCCACCACAAAGCUCGCGCAUUACUCGGCGCUAACAAAUGACUAAGUACAGAAGCGUGGUUUUGUCUAGAGAGUAAAUGGUCGCUUCAGUAGUGUCAUAAGUCACUUCGUCCGAGCAACGCAUUGACAGAAUCUAUCGAUCUAGUGUUAUGCACGAGUUCUGGACGGGCAACUUGCCCGCUCUAUCUUCCGGCUGGGCGCGCACAAUGGGGGCAAACAGCAGCGAAGCUGCGGUCGACUCUUUGCUCAGGGGCGCCUCGCACUUGCCGGCAGCUGAUGUUGAACUCGUAUUAGGCGAGCACCGAUGUCGCCUACUAGGUGGAGCUGUCGCAUCAACUGCCGGCAUCAUGGUCGCGUGCGGCUGUUCGCGCUGCGGGGAGCUGCCGAUGCAGCUUUCUUCUGAGGGCGGUCGCAUUUCCAGCCUUUCGACCUGGAUGUCCACGCAUAAUGGGCUUGGAAAGGACGCCUUAUUGGCGAUUCGCCAGGAGGGCAAAGAGGUCCCGCUGGCCGCCUGGCUGUGUGCCGCCGCCCAGCACAUGGGGGGCGCGGCCCUGGUUCGCAAGCAGCUCAGCAUCUUCUGGUGGGACAUUGACAGCGAUGGCCCCGCCCCCACGGUGCCGCCACCGCCCAGCCAGCGCGGGCAGCUGGCGGAGCAGCCUCCGCCCGCGGGCGCGUGGCGAGCGGCGACUGUGGUGGGCUUUGAUGCCGCGUCGGGCGUGCACACACUCAAGUACCACUCAGACCACAAGAAACAAACGUCACAGGUCCUGCUCCCACUGGCGCAAGUGCACGUUGCGCGCAUGCCGCCGCCGCCAGGCACGCCGCCACGCAGCGUGUUGGAAGGCAGGACACCGCUGCCACCCAUCGCCAUUCUGAUGCAACAGCCGCAGCUGCCGCAACCGCAGCAGCCGCAGCAGCCAGGCAUCGUAGGCGGCGCAGCGCUGAUGCCUGCUGCUGCCCCACCCUCCACGCUUGGUGCGGCUCCGGACCCGACUGUGGCGCAUCUUGCGAAGCCGCCAGCGGCCGCGGCGGCCUCCCGUACCCACCUGCUGCACUCCGCAUUCAUGCCUAUGGGUCUCGGCGGCUCCAUAGCCGGCGGGCCCCUGCCGCCGGUCCCGCCAGUGGCGCCAGCGGCGGCGGGCAGCGCCGCCGGCGGUUCAGUUGCCAUUGGCGGUGGCGGUGUGGGAGCGCUGGGAGUGGCCGCGGUGGCCGCGGCAGUGGCGGCGGCGCCGGUCGUUGCUCACCCUCACCACCCGGUGCUUGUGCGGGAGUUGCUAUUGGAGCAGGAGCGGGCGCGGGCGCAGCAGCAGCAGCAGCAAGGGGUGGAGGUUCACAUAGUGCAGCAGCAAGUUCCACCGCCGCCACAGCUGCCGUCGCCGCCGCAGCUGCAACAGCUGCAGCUCCCUGGCCUGAUCCCGGCAGCUGCGGCAACGGCCAUGCUGCCUAUGCGGCGGGUGGAUUCGGGCGUUGCCGCCGCCGCACACCCCUCGCCAAGCGGCAUCAGCAGUGCCGUCCCCAGCCAAGCCGGCGGCGGCUGCGUGCGAUCACAGUCUUCACAGUCCUCCUUCGGACGCAGCAGGCGCCUCAGCAGCACUGCGGCGGCGGCCGUGGCCGUCGGCAGCGGGCCGCCAUCACUUGGCGGCGCCGCCGCCGCGCCCGCCGCCCUUGUGCACAUCAGCUGCGGAUGGCACGGGGACUUCGUCUUCUGCGGUGACGCCGCCAGCGCUGCUGGCCCCGCCGCUGGCGGCAGUGGUGGCGGCUUCUGGGCUGCGGCCGGCGGCGGCGAUGGGCGGCUGCCGCCGGCGGCGGUGAUGGCGGCGGCGGCAACAAGCGCCGCCGACAAGCCAUUUGAGGUGCUCAGUGUGUGCGGCAUGUUGGCCAGAAGCACCUCGGCGGCGGCGGCGGCGGCGGUGAUGCUGCCCCCCACCGAGAGCCGCAGCGGCUCCCCUAUCUUAGCCACCGCCACCGCCGCCGCCGCCGCCGCUAUUGCUGGAGCCAACGUGGCAGCUGUGGGCAUUACACCGUCACUACUUGGUGGCGCUGCCGCCGCACCGCCGCCGCCGCAGGGGGUUCAGCAGCAGCUCGGCCAGGGCGACGGCGUGCAAGGCCUGCUGCUGCACACCCCAGCAGCACCCCGCCCAGCGGCCGCGUACCCGCUGCCCGCCGCCGGCGUCCUCCGCCGUGACGACAGCGGCACCUGCGACUACAGCUUCCACAGCAACGCUGCUGGCCCUGCCACUGCUGCUACUGCUGCUACUGCUACUGCUGCUACUGCUGCUACUGCUACUGCUGCUACUGCUGCUACUGCUGCUACUGCUGCUACUGCUACUGCUGCUACUGCUGCUACUGCUACUGCCAGUGCCAGUGGGGUCAACGCGCGCCAGGGAUUUGGCUGCUGCCUGGCCAGCAACAGCAUCUGCAACGGCAGCGGCUUUGGUCCCGCCAGUAGUGGCGGCGGAGGCGGCAGUAGCGCUCACGUUGCUGCUCAGGGCAUCGGCGGCGGCGGCGCGAGUGUGCGUGCGCUGCUGCUGGGUGGCGCCGGCGGCGGCACGUCUCUGGCGCCUGUGACGGAUGGGCCUGUGGCGCCGCAGAGCCUCGAGGACAGAGUGCUGGAGGAGCUCUGGCAAAUGCUGCUGCACUCGGAGCCGUGGCCCACCGCCUCGACCACCAAUGCCGCCGCAACAAACAACAGCACCCCAAACAGCGCCCACGGCGGCCUGCCGUGCCAGCAUCGCCGCCCCGGCAGCAGUGGCAUUGACUCAACGGCCGCCGCCGCCGCCGCCUCCAUUGCUUCUGAUCAGCAGGGGCCCAGCCCCGUACCGAUGCGGCCCGGCGCUGGUAGAACGCUGAGCGCCAGCUUGCCCACUUUUGUGGGGCAGACGACGUCACUAGCGUCGGCGGCCGACGGGCUCGUCAGCGGCGGUGUGAGCAGCAAGCUGCUGCUUGGGGGCAUGGGCGCAGGCAUGGGCGCAGGUACCAGCGGAGGCGGUUUGGCGAGCGUGCCUGGUCUUGGCGCCGUCAUCAGUGACGGAAGCGGCAGGCUCGCUGGCGACGGCAGUAGCAGCGCUGGCAGGGGCAGCAGUAGCAGCGGCGGCAGCCGUGGCGGCGGCCUUGUGACUGACCUGGUCGCGCUGAGGUGUGCGCAGCUGCAGCGGCUUGCCGUGCACCGCUCCCAUACCGCCGCCGCCGCCGCCGUCACCAGCGCCCCUGGUACAGCCGCCGGCGGCGGCGGCAUCGCAUACACGGCAGCAGCGCUGGUGCCGGCGCCGCUUUUGGCGGCCACUGCCGGCGGCGGCACCUUCGGCAGCGGUGCCGUCAGCAGCCCGAUGAGUCCGCUGAAGCGCAUGGCUCCGUUGAUGAUGCGAAUCAGUCAGCCGCACCUGCCGCUACAGCAUCAGCAGCUUGCUUGCAUGGCAACAGCGGCGGCAGCAGAGGCUGGAGCCACCGUAUGUGAGAGCCCGCUAAAGCGGCUCAAGUCAGGGAUCGAUUCGGGGCUUGUAAGCGUGGCGUUUGAGUCGGGCAGUCAGCUCGCGCGACACGAGGACAGCGGCAGUGGUUUUCAAGGCGCCGGCGGCGCCGCGGCGGCGGCGGCGGGAUCCUUCGAGGGAUGGGCGGCGGAUCUCAUUCGCGAUGCGGGGCAGUUGGAUCUUGGAAGCUGCGGAGCAGGCAGCGGCAUGGGCGGUUGCGGCGGCACCGGCCAAAAGUGCUGAGGUUUAUACGUAGGCAGAUGGCUGAUACGCUGCACUGCGGUCUCAACGAAUGCGAACCAGCGAAUGCAGCAGCCGGUGGGAGCAAGGCCGCCAAGCUGGGGGUAAGCCCGGAGGGAAAGCGGCCGGGCUGCCCAGCAAUGCACAGCUGCAAAGACAGUGCUGCAUCGCAGCAGAGGCGUGCGUUGAUGCACUGAGGGCCCAGAGACCGGUGAGGUUCAGCAUUGCUGGCGCGUGUGCAACCUUACUCGCUUCGCUGGUGUGAGGCACGGAUGCAAAUUUGUUAUGAAUGCCUCCGACACUGUGUGUAUGGAUGGUUCACACGCGGUGUUGGUCACGCGUGGACAGAUGCGUCCCCGCAGCUCUUCGCACACCUUUCUCCUAGUCGAUGAUGAACGGCCGAGCGUGUGAUGCCACUUAGCGGCGACAAGACGCUCCUAGCGUACUUGUUCCCCCACCCUGUUGCGCGCGGACGCAUUUAUCCGUGCCCAUAGGCUGCUGGAAGCAGAUGCUUGACGUUACGAGGGCGUUAUGGCUCGUGGUAAAUAAUAGCAGCAGGCGUGGUGGGUUAUUGCUUACUGAGGUAGCGGAUGUACGGCACCUGUGUCUGCCGUACGGUGUUGAUGAUGCUGAAACCAAGCUUGCCAAGCUCUCCUUGUGUACACGCUGUGUGGGGAAAGGCAGAAAUGCGGGCUUGCAGCCGAUGUGGCCAAUUGGGUUGUGGCUGAUUCGGCUUCAUCGUGCAUUCAUGGCUGUGCAAUGCAAUACCGUGAAUGCGGCAGCGUGGAUGGAUGGGCGCUAAUUGCGCUCGCUUUUCCGACGUGCCGUUAGUAGCUUGGGCGGAGGAGUUAGCAGCAGCCCCGCCCAAGGCCCCGCCCAGUCGUUGGGCGCGAAGAUAAAUAUCUUACUACCUUACAGAAUAGGCACGUUGUGCAUACGUGGUUAUGGCCACUGACGCAUGCAUGCCCUCGUUCAUGGUUAGAACCCAUAGAUGCCGCGUGUUCCUGUGCUCGGGCCGGCGGCGGUUUGUUCAUACGGUAGCGGAACGCUAAUUUAUCACGAAGCAGGCGAUAGAACCAUCAGGCGUGACCAUCAGGGUUGGGUUGGUCUUUAUGUCCACCAGUCAGUGAGAGGAAGAUUGUUUCAACCACAGUAUUUGGGUGUGUGUUGAUGGCCCGGGCUGGGACGACUUGCCACUUCACCCAGAUCAGUGUUUUGCAUGUGCAUCCGGCGGCGGGGCUACGGCCUGCAUGCACCGCACAGCCAUGGGCUCAGUGGGCCGCGCCUGCUGGAGGGCAGUGUGCGGUUUCACGGAUGACUGCUCGCUUCUUGGUGCGCGUGUGGUCUGGCAAGUCAGCAGCAUGGGGCGGUACGUUCUGCUUUCUUGAGCCGCGCUGUGCCCGUUGAGCCGCGGCAUAUGCGUGGGCCAGAUGCUGCCGCGUUAGGGUCUGGUGCGUGUCGAGUGCAAGACGUACUGGCAGGUGAGGACUGGGAAGGAACGCCCAUGGCCGCUUGCCAUUGCAUGAGCAGGCAGGCAGGCGCUGGUCGCAGCACCUGUGUAGCAGGCGGUAUUACGUAAGUACAUUGAAACGGCUGCGCUCAUUUCCUGGGUAACGCAUGAUGUCAAGCAAGACUUGCUGGGAAUGGUGCACACCGGUGGGUCCUGCGGUGGGGAUGGGCCAUCAAUGUCAGGGCGUCGGAUGCAUUGGGGGCGUGACUAUGAGAUGUGUGGGUGUGGGAUGCACUAGCGGAACCGUGCCGCGUGCACGUGUUGACGAGUGCUCAAUUUACUUUUGUCAACGGAUGUCACAAGGGCUUCCCCAGACCACGUGGGCGGCAAUGCAUAAUUAUCCAAGCUGCUACUUGUACGUAUAGCUGUCGGGGUGCAGCCACAGGGACGUGCCGACGGACGCUAGCUAGGUCUGGUGGUUGGUGGAGGACAAACUCGGGGUGUGGCCAGUGGUGGCGGCGUGAACGAUGGUCAACGAAGCGGAUGCGUUGUGCGGGGAUCGAGCAAGGCAUCGAGGCUUGAACAAGGUAUCAGCGGCGAAGCGACAUGACGGGGGGAGGCAUCAGAGGCUAGUGGGCUAUCAAGGCGCGUGUGGCAGUAGGGCCAGGGGGCUGUGGCAUGUGGAGGACAUUUGGUGUUGUCUGCUGGCGCCCGUGGCUGGCGCCGGACAAACCUCUGAACUCUCUGUGCGUGCACACAUCCGCCUGAUGAUGAGUCGAGAACGCGGCGGCAUUGAACGUGUGCGCCAGAACGUGUGCAUGCCGGGCGUCGGUUGUGAGCCGAACCAUGGCUGCAGGGUCUGCGCCGUUGACUGGGAGCCCACAUGCAGGGUCAAGAUAUAGUACAGCAACAUGGGGCGUAAGUCUGUUUGUCUGUGUCGGCUUCAACCAGCUUAGACGCUCUCUCAGCCAUGUAACAAGAUUACAAC
Chlamydomonas reinhardtii is the source of this 6638-nucleotide messenger RNA. RefSeq lists its product as uncharacterized. Bases 928 to 4203 code for a protein of 1091 amino acids. The transcript is spliced from 5 exons. NCBI's taxonomy places the organism in Eukaryota, Viridiplantae, Chlorophyta, Chlorophyceae, Chlamydomonadales, Chlamydomonadaceae. Gene Ontology annotation, molecular function: ice binding. The record is from RefSeq and is a predicted model, not a curated record.